AUGGAGGGUCAAGAUAAUGCGGAUGAGCUCUAUCCCAUCGCGGUUUUGAUAGACGAACUCAAGCAUGACGACGUCCUGCUCCGGCUCAACGCCAUCCAUAGACUCUCUACGAUUGCUUUGGCCUUGGGCCCUGAAAGAACAAGAGACGAACUGAUACCAUUCUUGGACGACUCCGUUGAAGAUGAGGACGAAGUCUUAACAGCACUCGCCGAAGAGCUGGGAAAUUUUGUUGAAUAUGUUGGCGGCCCAGAAUACGCUCAUGUGCUCCUUGCACCUUUGGAGAAUCUCGCAGCCAUCGAGGAGCCGCUUGUGCGGGACAAGGCCGUUGAAUCCCUCAACAAGAUCUGCGAGCAGCUGGCUGAACGACAGGUGGAAGAAUACUUCAUUCCUCUUACGAUUCGGCUCUCCAAGGCCGACUGGUUUACAUCGAAGAUCUCUGCCACGGGCCUGUAUGUAACUCCCUACAAGAAGGCCAGUGCCUCUGCACAACAGACACUCCGAACUCAAUUUGGCCAUCUUGUUCACGAUGAAACACCCAUGGUUCGACGACAAGCCGCAAACAACCUGGCCAAGUUCAUCAAAGAGGUACCAGUUUCUGUGGUGAUUGACGAGAUGAUUCCACUCUUUCAGCAUCUUGCCAGUGAUGAUCAAGACAGCGUCCGGCUGCUCACGGUGGAGGUUCUCAUCUCAAUCGCCGAAGUCAUUCCAAAGGAGCAACAACCCAGUCACGGCGUUCUCCUGACAGCAUUGCGGAGUCUGUUUGAAGACAAAAGCUGGAGAGUCAGAUACAUGGUUGCCGACAGGUUCGAGAAGAUUGCCAAAGCUGUCAAUGAAGAGGUGGUCACACGGGAUCUGGUCCCGGCAUUCGUCAAGCUACUUAAAGAUAGCGAGGCGGAGGUGAGAACGGCCAUUGCCAGUCAGAUUCCCGGAUUCUGCAAUCUGCUUGACCGCGAGACCUUGCUCAACGAGAUCAUGACUAGCAUCGAAGACCUCGUUUCCGACCCAUCGCAACACGUCCGGGCUGCUCUCGGAACCCAGCUGAGUGGCUUGGCUCCUAUCCUCGGCAAGGAAGAGACAAUCUCCCACCUCCUCCCCAUGUUCCUGCAAAUGCUCAAGGAUGAGUUUCCCGACGUACGACUACACAUCAUAUCCAAACUCGAAUUGGUUAACGACGUCAUUGGCAUCGACCUCCUCUCGCAGUCCCUCCUCCCUGCCAUUGUCCAACUCGCCGAAGACAAGCAAUGGCGCGUACGCCUCGCUAUCAUCGAGUAUAUCCCGUUGCUCGCCAAGCAGUUGGGCAUGAAAUUCUUCGACGAACAACUGAGUUCUCUCUGCAUGGGUUGGCUCGGUGAUACUGUUUUCUCUAUCAGAGAGGCAGCCACCCAGAACCUAAAGAAGCUCACCGAAGUCUUUGGCGUGGAAUGGGCGAGCCGAGCAAUCAUCCCCAAGGUCACUACCAUGAGCCAGCAAGAGAACUAUCUUUACAGAAUGACGACUUGCUUCGCCGUCACGAUUCUCGCUCCAGUCAUCACCCUCGACAUCAUUCAGAACAACAUCCUUCCCAUGAUGGACCGCCUCGUUUCCGAUCCCAUUCCCAACAUUCGAUUCAACGUGGCCAAAUCAUAUGCCGUUCUCAUUGAUACCCUCCGCCGUCUUCCCGCCGAAGGCACGCUGCAGCAGCUUGAAGAAUCAGGCAGCACAGACGCCGAACCCAGCCCACAGGGACUCGAGCUGAUAAACGAACAGAUCAUGCCCAACCUGGAGAAGUUGCAGGGAGACGAUGAUGUCGAUGUUCGAUAUUUCGCAACGAUCGCCGCGGGAGGCAGUACGACCGCGGGGGCGGAGAGGAUGGACACGGGACAGUAG
Messenger RNA from Capronia epimyces CBS 606.96, 1866 nucleotides. RefSeq names its product protein phosphatase 2 (formerly 2A), regulatory subunit A. Bases 1 to 1866 code for a protein of 621 amino acids. Lineage: Eukaryota; Fungi; Ascomycota; Eurotiomycetes; Chaetothyriales; Herpotrichiellaceae. Gene Ontology annotation, molecular function: protein phosphatase regulator activity. Gene Ontology annotation, cellular component: protein phosphatase type 2A complex; cytoplasm. The record is from RefSeq and is a predicted model, not a curated record. The transcript has 5 exons. Gene Ontology annotation, biological process: protein dephosphorylation.